GGCUCCUGGAAACCGGCCCGGCAGAGUGUGGAGUCGCGUCCCGACAGACGCUUCGGUAACUGACGGGCAGCUUCUGACUGAGCAACACAACUUUUUCAGCGCGAGCUUUGGACACUUGGACGGAGGAGGAAUCUGCUGAGGACUUUUUCCGGGGACUCGGAUGUCUUUACAUGGUGCGCAGCCCGGCGGGAGACUCUGUGUCUCUCGCCUUUACGAGCCCGAGGAGUCAACAGGGGUUGAUGUUUAAAGGUUUGUCUGAAAGGUCCAUGACUUGAUGCGCUGCGUGUGGACUCUGGGCUGAAGUCUGAAUGCAGUCCGUUUUCCACCAUUUGCUGUGAGAGUGUGUGUGUGUGUGUGAACAGUAAAGGAAUGCAGCAGUGAAACACACAGUCGAAGACAGGAUCUGCAGCAGCUUCACUUGGUUUCAUUCUUCUCCGCUGCUGGUGAACAUUCAGAGCUUUUUGGAAACAACCUUUUCCUUUGCUGUUCGGGGUUCCCGUCUGUCAUGGCAGUGCAGAGAAGCUGGCGCUGGGUUUGGAUGACGGGCUGUACUCUGGUCGCCGCGCUCCUCUGCCAGCCCUGCGCCUCUCAGUAUGAGAAGGGGAUUUCCAUACCUGAUCACGGCUUCUGCCAGCCCAUCUCCAUCCCGCUUUGCACAGACAUCGCCUACAACCAGACCAUCAUGCCCAACCUGCUGGGGCACACCAACCAGGAGGACGCCGGGCUGGAGGUCCACCAGUUUUACCCACUGGUUAAAGUCCAGUGCUCCACGGACCUGAAGUUCUUCCUGUGCUCCAUGUAUGCGCCAGUUUGCACGGUUCUGGAGCAGGCCAUACCACCCUGCAGGUCUCUGUGUGAACGGGCACGGCAGGGCUGCGAGGCGCUCAUGAAUAAAUUCGGCUUCCAGUGGCCGGAGAGGUUGCGCUGUGAGAACUUCCCGGUCCACGGCGCAGGAGAGAUCUGCGUGGGUCAGAACACGACCGACACAGAUGGCCCCACGUCAGACCCGACUCCCAGCCUGUCCGAGCUCGUGACCCUGCCGCCAUACGCCCGGACCAACCAGCACUUCACCUGCCCCCUGCAGCUCCAGGUGCCUCCCUACCUCAACUACCACUUCCUGGGAGCGAAGGACUGCGGUGCCCCCUGUGAGGUCGGCAAGCCCGGCGGACUGAUGUAUUUCCGGGAGGAGGAGUUAAAGUUUGGCCAUCUGUGGGUCGGCACCUGGUCACUUCUGUGUUGUGUGAGCACCCUCUUCACUGUGCUGACGUAUCUGAUAGACAUGAGACGGUUUCGGUACCCAGAGAGGCCGAUCAUCUUCCUGUCAGGAUGCUACUUCAUGGUGGCGUUGGCCUACGUCACCGGCUUCCUGUUGGAGGACAAAGUGGUGUGUAUUGAUAAGCUCAAUGUGGACGGCUACAAGUUGGUGACCCAGGGCACCAAAAAAGAGGGCUGCACCAUUCUCUUCAUGAUCCUCUACUUCUUCGGCAUGGCCAGCUCCAUCUGGUGGGUGAUCCUGUCACUCACCUGGUUCCUGUCAGCUGGCAUGAAGUGGGGCCACGAAGCCAUCGAGGCCAACUCGCAGUACUUCCACCUGGCAGCCUGGGCCGUGCCAGCGGUUAAAACCAUCACCAUUCUGGCAAUGGGGCAGGUGGACGGCGACCUGCUCACCGGCGUCUGCUACGUGGGGAUCUACAAUGUGGACGCUCUCCGGGGCUUCGUCCUGGCACCGCUGUUUGUCUACCUCUUCAUCGGCACUUCCUUCCUGCUGGCGGGAUUUGUGUCACUCUUCCGCAUUCGCACCAUCAUGAAGCACGAUGGCACCAAGACGGAGAAGCUGGAGAAGCUGAUGGUGCGGAUCGGCGUGUUCAGCGUGCUGUACACGGUUCCCGCCACCAUCGUCAUCGCCUGCUACUUCUACGAGCAGGCUUUCCGGCCGCAGUGGGAGCGCACGUGGCACAUGCAGACGUGCAAGCGCUUCGCCGUGCCGUGUCCAGCCGGAAACUUUGCCCCGCUGACGCCGGACUUCACCGUCUUCAUGAUCAAGUACCUGAUGACCAUGAUUGUGGGGAUCACGUCAGGCUUCUGGAUCUGGUCUGGGAAGACGCUGCAGUCAUGGCGCAGGUUUUAUAAGAGACUGAGCGACGACAAGCAGGGAGAGACGACAGUGUAGAGGACGCUGGUCGUUUCCCAGACUUUCUGAGGACGUUUGUCAGACUGAGAGGACGGAUGUGGCCGCUCUGAAUUUUCACAACUCAGUGGGACUAUGAACAGUUGAGGACCGCGUUGUGGACCUGAUGAUUUCCAGCUGCAGCCACAGUGCGUCUGAAUCCGCCCCACAUGAGUUCUCCUCUUGUAGCUCUUUACGUUUUCGUUCACGGACACGGGAUCACGAGGGAGUCGCGUCGAUCUGACGGGUCUGUAAUUGCACUGGAAGCUAACUGGGGAAACUGGGUUUGAAAGUUUGAUGCAAAUCUUUUGUCCUCGCACUCGACAAAGCAGUGGGUUAAAUUACAGGUGAGGCGAAAGGGACAGCAGCUCGCAGGAAGUUAUGAAUGUGGUUUGGCUCGCAGUUAAAACACACUUCACCUCCUGUUCACACCUGCAAAGCAUUAACGGAGACACUGAAGAACAUAUCAACAUGUGUUUAUCUUUUCAAAAUGAACGUCUGAUCUCAUUACCAGCUCAUGAUUAUUAUCAUCGCAGCUGUUCUGUUUCUUCCCUCACAGCAGCCACGAUGAUUUCAGGCCCGUCAGAUUAAGAUUAAACCAGGACUGACUGUGUCUGUGCUAUUGGCUGUUUUAAAGCGUGGAUGUGUUUGACGUGUGCGUCUUCUCCUUUCUCAUUAUUGUGUAAAGAAGAAGAACUUGUGUAUUUAUGAUAGUUUUAAAGUCAUCGUUUCAGCAAUGGUUUUGGCCUUUUAUGAUGCCCCCCUGCUUGUAUUUGUACAGUUUUUCAGAAUAAAAUGUUAAAGUUUUAAAAAGCCUGACACACUUAUUUAAUCUGUGAGUGUUGCAGAUUCCUGCUGACAUCUGAUCUCUUUGCUUUUCCUUUUGUCUGGCUGUACAAAUCGUUGCUGAAACCCUCCCUGCGCCUCAGACC
Messenger RNA from Scatophagus argus, 3099 nucleotides. Its product is annotated as frizzled-7-like. Gene Ontology annotation, molecular function: Wnt-protein binding; Wnt receptor activity. Gene Ontology annotation, cellular component: plasma membrane. The record is from RefSeq and is a predicted model, not a curated record. Gene Ontology annotation, biological process: canonical Wnt signaling pathway; non-canonical Wnt signaling pathway. Bases 506 to 2170 code for a protein of 554 amino acids. Lineage: Eukaryota; Metazoa; Chordata; Actinopteri; Scatophagidae. The transcript has a single exon.